Balaenoptera acutorostrata (minke whale) is the source of this 2065-nucleotide messenger RNA. RefSeq names its product putative 8-amino-7-oxononanoate synthase. Gene Ontology annotation, biological process: sphingosine biosynthetic process; ceramide biosynthetic process. Bases 1062 to 1748 code for a protein of 228 amino acids. The record is from RefSeq and is a predicted model, not a curated record. Gene Ontology annotation, cellular component: endoplasmic reticulum. The transcript is spliced from 6 exons. NCBI's taxonomy places the organism in Eukaryota, Metazoa, Chordata, Mammalia, Artiodactyla, Balaenopteridae. Gene Ontology annotation, molecular function: pyridoxal phosphate binding; serine C-palmitoyltransferase activity.
UGCAUCCUUCCUGUAUCAACUUCUGAGUUCUCUUUGCGCAGAGCAUGUGGUAAAACUCUGAUCUCGUUCUCCAGACUUGGGUCCUGCUGUAGUUAAAAGAGCUAAAGAAAGUUUAAAAAAAUUUUCUCUGCCUCAUUUUAAGACACUUGGAAGUUUUCUAGUUCACAGCCAGCUGGUACACUAUUUAUUUUAGACAUCGCUGGUCCCUCCAUCCCAGGGUGUGAAGCCUCAUGGCUUAGCCUGGGAAGGUGAAAGGCUAUAUGGAACGAUGAUGUAAGAGAGAAAAAAAAAUACCAGUUUAAUAAUUACAGUUUAUCCCUAUAAUUACAUCAACAUUCUUCUUAAGCUGCUUCCAUAAAAGGACCAUAUUUCUCUUUGUACUAUACGUUUGAAUUCACCAGUACACUUCAAAAGAAAUUUAGACAGAAACUCAGUACUGCAGAGUGAUGGCAGGUGCCACAACUAAGUGCUGACACAAACUGUUAGAGGAGUGACCACCACAACUGAAAAAGUUCCUGUCUCUUGAUGCAGAGUAUGUGGGGUUCUUUUUAACUUAACUACUUUUCUUUUUUCUUUCUUUUCCUUUUAAAAGCUGGUUGACAGUUGUCUUCAUGCCUGGUUUGGUCACUUCUCCUAAAAUGCAAAACGGCGUUAAUAAGUUAAUGUCGUACAUUGGUAAAGUCUUGGCAUUGUUGGUUGAGGGAAGUUAAAGCAGGCAAGGUCACUGGACCUUGAAUUCUUAUUGCUAGAGUGAUAUAAAAGCAAAACCUAGAGUCAGAGCUGUCCCAGUCACAUAUUUAUAGACAAAUGAGUAGCUGAUUCAGCUCACAGAGUAUAGAAACAGUUUUGGCCCAGAAUUAUCUUAGUAGAUAUUGUAUGACUUGUAACUUCAGAACAAUUACAUUUUGACCACAAGGUGACAGUAUUAAUAGCUAAACUGCUUAUGUUAUUUUAUUUAUUCUUUAGUCAAAGAAAAAGAAUUAUGAGACAGUUUAACCAUUUAACUUUGUACUCUUGAACUAGAUGUGCACUUGGAUUUGGAAGACCGCCUGGCAAAAUUUAUGAAGACAGAAGAAGCCAUUAUAUACUCAUAUGGAUUUGCCACCAUAGCCAGUGCUAUUCCUGCUUACUCUAAGAGAGGGGACAUUGUGUUUGUAGAUAAAGCUGCCUGCUUUGCUAUUCAGAAGGGAUUACAGGCAUCACGUAGUGACAUUAAGCUAUUUAACCAUAAUGAUAUGGAUGACCUGCAGCGACUAUUGAAAGAACAAGAGAUUGAAGAUCAAAAGAAUCCUCGCAAGGCUCGUGUAACUCGACGUUUCAUUGUAGUCGAGGGGUUAUAUAUGAAUACUGGAACUAUUUGCCCUCUUCCAGAAUUGAUUCUUCUCAAAAUAUAUUGGCUACUUGAGAGAUGUCAUUACACUCCUGUGAUUUAUACAGAAGCAUACUGUCUUGUCCACUCUGACUGGCGGGCUUCCCCAUCAAGAAGUCUCUUAGUGAAACUCCAUGCCGCUCAGAACAAGCCAGACAUAACUCACUAUGGCAAGUUUGUACCUGGAAAUCACGGAGAUGUGAUGGCAGACAAGCGCUGUGGUCUUGGAGGAGUCUCGCCAAACUGUGAAGUGAAACCUGCAGAAUUUCCUGUGACAGCACUGACUUCCCAAUGCCUAGCAGCACCAAAACCAACAACACCAGGAGGAAAACACUUUAAAUCAGGAGAUACUGAAAUGACUUUGUAUCUGCCAAAUUAGGAGAGAGAGAUUGCACGCUGCCAUGGGUGCUCUAAUUUCAUUUCAUUUUUUUUUUUAAUAGAAAGCCUUCACCUCUCCUUUUUUGGUCACUUAAGCUUUUCUUGCUGGUGGUUUAAAAAUGUCUUUUAUUCCAUGACAUUAUAGGAAAGGCUCUUUUGGAGCCAUAGUUUAGUUAUAAAUGACUCUUGCACAACUGUUUUUUAUUUCCAUUUUGUUUCACUGAUUGAGAAUGUAAAUUGAACUUUAGUGCUAUUGUGCUUUGUUCUGCCUCUCUUUGUGGAAAUGUGUUCUGAAUUAAAGCCCACGAAUAAACCAGA